Molecule: messenger RNA, 10657 nt
Organism: Xyrauchen texanus (razorback sucker)
Lineage: Eukaryota; Metazoa; Chordata; Actinopteri; Cypriniformes; Catostomidae
Gene: vps13a
Product: vacuolar protein sorting 13 homolog A
Biological process (GO): protein targeting to vacuole; protein retention in Golgi apparatus; autophagy
Cellular component (GO): extrinsic component of membrane
Source: RefSeq, a predicted model, not a curated record
CCAUGAAUCGCAGACGAAGGAAAGCAUGGUGACUGCUGCAUGAAUUGGACAUAAAUAUGGUGUUCGAGUCUGUGGUGGUCGAUGUCUUAAACAGGUUUCUGGGUGAUUACGUGGUGAACCUCGACAGCUCGCAGCUCAGUCUCGGCAUAUGGGGAGGUGAUGCAAUAUUGAGAAACCUUGAAAUAAAAGAAAAUGCCUUGAGUCAGCUGGACAUUCCUUUCAAAGUCAGGGCAGGACACAUAGGUUGUUUGGAAUUGAAAAUCCCUUGGAAGAAUUUGUAUGCUCAGUCUGUAGAGGCCACACUGGAUGAAGUCUAUCUGCUCAUCGUACCUACUGCUAGUAUAAAGUAUGACGCUGAGAAGGAGGAUAGACAGCUACAGGAAGCUCGACAGAGAGAGCUGCAAAGAAUUGAGGAGACCAAACAGAAAGCAGCUGAAAAAGAGAAUCCAAAGGCAGAGAAGCAGGAUACAUUUGUGGAGAAACUGGUCACACAGGUGAUCAAAAACCUGCAAGUGAAAAUCUCCAACAUACAUGUCCGCUAUGAGGAUGAUGUCACCAAUCCAAACGCUCCACUCUCAUUCGGUGUGUCCCUACACAACCUCAGUCUACAGACAGCUGAUCAGAAUUGGAACCCUUGUCUUCUGGACGAGAAAGCCAAGUUGUUUUUUAAGCUUGUACGUCUGGACAAUCUGUUUGCAUACUGGAAUGUGAAUUCAGAACUUUACUCCAACCACAGCCCUGAUGAGGCCUUGCGAUGCCUGAAACACAGUUUAGAUGUCAAGAAUUCAAUCCCUCAGGAUUAUAAUUUCAUCUUUCGUCCGAUAUCAGCAAAUGCCAAGCUGCGUAUGAAUCCUCGCUCAGAGGUGGAUUUCUCUUCGCCGAAAGUUGAUCUAGUGGUCAACCUUCCUGAGGUGGCUGUUGAACUUAGCAGACCACAGUACAUCAGCAUUCUGGAGCUUUUGGGUUCAGUGGAUAUGAUGACCCGUAACCUUCCAUACAGAAAGUAUCAUCCCUAUGUGCCAGUUCACACUAAUGCUCAUCGAUGGUGGCAAUAUGUGAUCACGGGCGUUUUGGAGGUAAAUAUCAAGCCCAGCCUACACAUGUGGUCAUGGGAACACAUCCGUCGUCAUCGGCAACAUGUAAAGAAGUACAGAGAGCUCUAUAAGAACAAGAUUACCACCAAGAAACCUGGAGAGGGGCUGCUGAAGGAACUUGAGGAAACUGAAAAAACUCUGGAUAUAUUCAACAUCACAAUGGCAAGGCAGCAAGCUGAGAUGGAGGCCUCAAAGGCAGGGCUGCGGAUAUGCCGUCCUGGGGUGAAGGUGGAGGAAGAGCAGUCACAGGGCUGGUUCGGCUGGAUGUGGAACUGGUCUGGAGAUAGCGGUACACAAACCAAAGACGUCAAAACAGGAGGUUUUGAUGAGCUGAUGACUCCUGCAGAGAAAGCCAAACUAUAUGCCGCCAUUGGAUACAGUGAGACAGCCGUCAAUCCUAACCUGCCAAAACAUUUUGAAAGUAUGAAGAUAAAUUUCCAGCUGCACAGUCUGUCUCUGUCAAUCAAAGAGAGCCGAGAGAAGCCAGGGAUCAUCAAACUGUCCAUCAUUGAUCUGAAAGCCAUGUUGGCACAAAGACCUGCAGCUCAGGCCAUAAAGAUCUCUGCCCAGCUGUCAUCGUUUGAAGUAUCGGGUCUCCCACGUGGCCUGACGCCCUCCAUCCUGUUGUCACCACGUCACAUGGUGGAGGCGAAGGAUAAGACUCUUCUGAACCUGAUGUUUGAGACCAACCCACUGGACAAGCGUGUAGACCAGAGACUGCACAUAGAUUCCCUGCCGCUGGAGAUCAUCUAUGAUGCUAUGACAGUGAACAGUAUGUCAGCGUUCUUCAUGCCGCCUAAAGACCUGCAACUGGAUGAACUUACUAACGCCACCCUCAUGAAGCUGGAACACUUCAGAGACAAGACCUCCACAGGCCUCAUGUACAUCAUUGAGACUCAAAAGGUUCUUGAUCUGAAGAUAAACCUAAUGGCUUCAUAUGUCAUCGUACCAGAAAACGGCUUUUACGACCCCAAACACAACCUUGCCAUUCUGGAUUUGGGUCAUUUCCAGAUGUCCAGUCAGAGCAGAGCUGGACUGCCUCAGCUGUCUGCGGGCAGCAGCACUAUAGAGGACAUCAUGUCUCGAGCUUACGACAGCUUUGAUGUCCAGCUGAGCAGCUUACAGUUCCUCUACACCAAAGCAGGUGGUGACUGGAAAAGGGCUCGUCCACUGAGGCAGUCUGCUUUUCACAUUCUGGAGCCUGUUGACCUCAAGAUGGCCUUUAGCAGAGCCAUGGUGGUCUCUGACAUGCGAAUGCCCAAGUUUAAGAUUUACGGUGAACUCCCGCUGCUCUCUUUGCAUAUCUCUGAUGAUAAAGUGCGUGGUGUGCUGGCAUUGCUCAGCAGCAUUCCACUUCCUGAGAGUCAUCCCACCCCACAGAUGAAAGCACCACAAGUUACACCCAAGGUGUCCAAACGAGGGAACACCCCUCAGCUCACCCCCCGAAGACCAGCCAUAGAUGACCUGCGUGCAUCCAUCAUGUACGGCUCAGAGGAGGAGUUGUUUUUCGAUGCUCCCAGUUCACCGACAGAAGAUUUACCAUUCUUUGAGGCUUCAUCAGACUCGCUGCUCAUUUCUGCCUCUGAAAAGCUGAAAGUGGUGCUGAAAGACCCCAAAAAGAAUAUGACCGAGUUCCUCCUGAAAUUUGAGAUCAACAAGCUUUCCAUUCAGCUGUGUCGCUUGUCCAAGGGGCAGGAAGUGACUGUUCUACAUCUGUUUAUCGAUGGUUUAGGGACUGAACUCAAACUCUGCACCUUUGAUAUGUCCUCAUACACCUUCCUCCGUGAGAUCUGCCUUGAGUGUUCAGAGUACUUGGAUUAUGAGGACAAGAAAGUAAACCUUAUCACCACUCUGGACAACACUGAAGAAGAUCUGCUUACUUUGGAAUAUAUCAAGGCUGACAAAAAUGCACCAGAUUUUAAAGCUGCAUAUAAAAACACAGAGCAGCUGAUCAAGGUGAAUUUCUCCUCAUUGGACGUGCACCUGCAUACUGAGCUACUCAACUCUAUCAAUUUCUUGAAUAACCUCCUCCCACCUCUGAAGAAGGAGGCGCAAGAGGUGCAGCCUGUCCUUCCAAAGGAGGAAGAUGGAGAGGAAGAGGAGGCAAAAAUAGAGGAGUCUUCUGUAACCAAGAAAUUCACCAGUAAGAAGUCAAAGUUUGAGGAUGUAGUGAAUUUGCACAUCAGAGCAGAUAUGAACUGUCUGAAGGUCUUUAUAAGAGGGGAGAAAGCCAGAAUCUCUGAGAUCAGCAUAGAAGGGCUGGUUUCUGAAGUUCAGAUGAUGAAGAAAUCAGUGGAGAUUCUAGCUAACCUGAAGAACAUUGUCAUUCUGGAUUGUGACAAAGAGGCUUUAUACAAAAAGGCAGUGUCCAUCGCUGACAAGGAGGUGUUUGAUUUUCGCAUGGUGAACUGUGUGGACGCCACAGAGGGGGACGCCUAUACGGACAUGCACAUUGUGGACACUAGUGUCACUCUGACUGUGGGCUGUAUUCAGGUGGUUUUCCUCAACAAGUUUGUGUCCUCGAUACUGGCAUUCAUUAAUAAUUUCCAGGAGGUUAAAAAUGCUUUGGCAGAGGUGACCGCUCAGGCAGCUGAGAAAGCAGCCACAGGUGUCCUGGAGCUGGCAGAGAGAAGCACUCGUAUCUCCCUGGACGUGAACAUCAAUGCUCCAGUUGUCUUUCUUCCACAAUCCUCUGUUUCUCACAAUGUCAUUGUGGCAGAUCUGGGUUUAGUGACUGUAAAGAACCACUUUGAGAUCGUCACCUCUCCAACACAUACGAAGAUCCCUCCAGUGAUGGACAUCAUGGCUUUGGGACUGAGUGAUCUGAAAAUGUACAGAACCACAUUCAGUGAUGGAAAAUUUAAAAGUGAGCUUCAGUUACUCAAACCAGUCAAUAUGGACCUGUCAAUCAAACGCAAUCUCUCUGCCUCCUGGUAUCACAGCAUCCCUGAUAUUCAGAUCAGUGCUCACCUCAAACCUAUGAGUCUGAUCUUGAGUCAAGAGGAUCUUACUAUAGUGUUGAAGACUCUGAAUGAGAAUUUGUCAGAAACUUCUGAUGCUCUUCCAUCUUCAUCCAGCUCUGAAAAAGAAGACACAGUCUCUACCAAAGAUUCACAGAGCUCUGGGGGUAACACUGUGGUGACCGCAGCAGUGGUGGAAGGCCAGAAAACAGGCAAACUGAAGACUACUCUAAAACUAAACUUCAAGUUUGACUCCAUGACCCUGGUUCUGUACAGCCCAGAUACCAAUGAGAUCCAUUUACCAGACUCCCAUGAUGAGAGUUUAAAGUUGGCAGAGUUCACACUGGGCACCAUUUCCACUGCAGUGCAUAUGUUCUCUGACAGCUCCAUGAAAGCUUCCGUCAAACUUACGAACGGCCUGCUGGACGACAAGAGACAUGGAGUCAAAAGGAUCACAUCCAGGAUGAUGGCGAUGCGUCAGGGCAGAGAAGACAAUGUGAUGGUGGAUGUGAGUUAUCGGCAAGGCCGUGACGGCACCAUUCUGGACACCUUGAUUCAGGACCUCUAUCUGUAUGCCAGCAUGGAGUUCCUUCUAACUGUAGCUGAUGUGUUUCGGAAAGCUAUGGCAGAUGGCUUCUCAGGUCCUCAAAAGAGCAACAAACAGCCAGCCAGUUCCUCUAAAGACACAGCAGCUCCCGCUCCACCAGUGGUUGCUAAGACUGAGAUGAACGUUGUGGUGAAAGAUCCUGAGAUUGUGUUUGUGGCCGACCUCACACGGGCUGAAGCUCCAGCCCUCGUCAUGACGACGCAGUGUGAGCUGACGAUGAAGAGCGAGCCCAGCGGUCAGACGAUGACAGCAGCCAUUUCCGACCUGAAGGUGGUGGCGUGUCCGUUCCUAAGAGAGAAGCGUGAGAGCAACAUGACGACUGUGCUGCAGCCCUGUCAGGUGUUCUUCCAGAGCAGCCAAUUAACUUCUCAGCCUCAAAACAUCGAGCUCUCCAUCAGCUCCCUCACACUUAAGGUGUCUCCCAUCAUCAUAAACACAGUCAUGACCAUUCAGUCAGCACUGAGCCCUGCAGCUGAGACCCCUGAGGAGCUGAAGAGCCCUGUUUCACAGGAUCUGUGGGAACAUCGCAGCCUAAAAGAUUUGAAGCUCUGGUUCCUCGAGGAGGAAGGAGAGGAAGUCACCCAGUCCAUAACUCCACUCAUCCCUCAAGGAGAGUCUUUCAAAAUCAAUAUCCAGUCCAUCUGUGUGACGCUAGAGGCCGGGGUGGGUCAUCGCACAGUGCCCAUGCUGCUGGCUAAAGCCUUAUUCCAAGGAGAUGUGAAGAACUGGAGCACUCUCAUUAACCUUCACUGUCACCUGGACAUGGAGAUUAAUUAUUAUAAUGAGAUGAUGGGUUUAUGGGAGCCGCUGCUGGAGCCACUGGACGAUGAGGCCAAAGAUGGCUUUAGACCCUGGACACUGGCGCUUAAGAUGAAGAAGAAACCAGUAGUGUCUUCUGGGAUAUCUGAUGAGGUGGAUGGCAGUGUGCCUGAAUAUAAAACGGUCAUCAGCAUCACAAGCAAAGACCAGCUCAACAUCACUCUCUCGAAGUGUGGCCUACACAUGCUCAGUAAUCUAGGAACGGCAUUUGCAGAGGCCACUAAGCAGACAGCAGAGUGCUUUCAGACGGAUCAGUCUCCGUUUGUGGUAAAGAAUCGUUUGGGUUUGGCUGUGUCGGUGCUGCACAGCGAGGUGUUUAGACCCAUCGGUAAAGAGUCUACACAGCAUGUGGUGGAGCUCAAGGAUGGAGAGAGUCUGAAUAUGGACUACACCCUCACAGCAGAGUCCACUGACCAGUUCUCUGCCAUGACCAGCCUCAGUACCAAAAACUACAUAAAGCCCACUCCAGUUGGUCACACUGCUGCAAGUGUCAUCCCACUAAUCAAAACAGGGCUGGGCAUGUACAGCGUCAUGCACCAAGAGUCAGGCGUCACACGCUUCAUUGUCUGUCAGAUUUACACCGUCGAGGGGAGCAAAUAUGUCAAGAUCCGCUCUCCUUUCCAGAUUAUCAAUCACUUCUCAGUGCCGUUUCAAGUUUAUGAGGGUUCAGUGUGCCUGGGCGUCUCUCUGCCUACAGAAGAGUUCUGCGUGCCACUGGGCUCGUACAGAGCUGAACUAAGCCUGCAGCCUUUAGCUGAAGGCGAUGACGAGUACAAGCACUCUGAGGGGUUCACUUAUAAUGAGGUGAUUCAGAAACCUGGAGAGUGUCUGGAGAAGACCUGCUAUCACAGAGACAGCCCUCAGAUGAUGAAGAUCAACAUGGUUCCUCUUCCAGACUCUGAGAUGUCACACAGCACUAAGGAGGAGUUUGACAAGCCCUUUGUUCUGCACCUGUGGCCCUGCGUUCUCCUCCGCAACCUGCUACCGUACCCCAUCACCUUCAAGUUACAGGGCAGUGGAGAUUCUCCCCCCUCUGUACUAAAAGAGGGCCACUCCUCCCAGAUCCACACAGCUGUCAUGAAUUUUUCCAUCCUGGAGUUGAAGCUCCUGGGAUAUCUGCAGCAGGACUGGGAAGCCCAGUUCAGUCUCUGCAGCGACCAUGACGAAAUCAGCUUCAUCAAAUUCCACUCGCUGCCAUUGGAUGAGGAGACUGAGGCAAGGGCAGAGCUAGACAUUUCUGUCCAUGUUAAGAAGGAGGGGCAAAUGGUCGUGGCCAUCCACUCGCCCUACUGGAUGGUGAACAAGACCGGCAGACUGCUGCAGUAUAAGGCAGACGAUAUUCAUCGGAAACACCCAAAAGAUUACGACAUGCCCCUCCUCUUCUCCUUCAAACCACGCAACUUCCUGCAGAACAACAAGGUCCGCUUAAUGAUCUCGGACAGUGAAUUAUCGGAUGAUUUCUCCAUUGACACUGUUGGCCAUAAUGGUCGAGUCAGAUGCAAAGGGAAGCAAAAGGAUUAUCUGGUGGGGGUGAAGAUCAAUGCAAGCAGCUUCAGUUUGACACGUCUGGUGACUUUCCUGCCUUUCUGCAUGCUGGUGAACAGAACCAAACAUGUGAUCCAUGUCUGUGAGGAGGGUCAGGAGUACUGGACAGAAGCCCGACCCGGACAGGCUGCCAUUCCGUUCUGGCCAGAGAGAGACUCAAAGAAACUUCGAAUGACAGUUGAAGGCUGUCAAUCAUCUCCAAGAGCCUUUGACUUCCACCAACCAGAGAACUGCCUCUUACUGCACUUGGACAAAACUCUGGGUGGUAUUAUUGUGGACGUAAAUCUGACAGAACAUUCUGUUGUGAUCCGGUUCUCUGAUUAUUAUGACGGAGCAGCUCCGUUCCUUCUCAUCAACCACACAGAGGAGAUGCUUCAGUUUCACCAGAGCUCUCAAACAGAAAUCGAUGAGCUGGGUUCAGGUAAGGCAGUGUAUUACACAUGGACUGAGCCCACUGGCUCACGAAUCCUCAGCUGGAAAUGGGGCCAGUUCAGAGGAGAGCUCAAAAGUGAAGAGGACAAGACGGAUGUGGGCGAGAAAGGACUUUUUGUAAUCACAUUUUACGAAGGCCUCCAACGUGUAGCGCUGUUCACUACAAAUCGCAGUGUUUACAAGCUGAUUUGUGAGAGUGAGAAAAUGGAGCUGGCUCAACAGGAAAUCAGUAUCUCAUUACAGAACAUGGGCAUUUCACUGGUCAACAACACCACCAGCCAGGAAGUGGCUUUCAUUGGCAUCACAAGUUCUGAUGUUGUGUGGGAAACCAAGCCUAAGAAUCGCAGCCGCUGGAAGGUUUUGAGUGGUAAAGAGGCUGCAAUGUUGGAGCAGUGCUACAGAGAUUAUAUGGACAGUAGUUUGGUGGACAACAUCAUCACUGACCUAGAGAACGAAUACCAGGUGUUGUUUGCUACUAAUGGGGUGGACAUGAGAAUGUUGCAGCCUUAUGACGCUCCUCUCAGGAGGAACUUCCUGCCCGCAUUAAAGGUGGAGUACAGUGUUUCCGCCCGACAGAAAGCUUACAGAGUCCAGAUCAACAGGAUUCAGAUCCAAAAUCAGUUGCCUGGAGCGAUCUUCCCAUUUGUGUUCUACCCCAUCAAACCACCCAAGUCAGUCAGCAUGGACUCAGAGCCAAAACCGCUUGCUGAUGUCAGCAUCAUCACCAGAGCAGCCGGACACUCUGACAUUCUGCGCAUCAAGUAUUUUAUGGUGUUGAUUCAGGAGAUGGACCUGCGAAUGGAUCUUGGGUUUCUGUAUGCCAUACUUGAGAUCUUCACUGACGAACACACAAGUGCUGUCACAUCUGAACAGGAGGUGGAGUCGUUUGUGAAGGACAUUGAGUAUCUGAAGACUGAACUGAAUCAUGUGUCUACGACAGAUAACUCCCCCAUCAGCCUGUACGAGUACCUCCACAUCUCUCCAAUAAAGCUUCAUCUGAGUUUAUCUCUGAGCACUGGAGGUGAAGAUGCGAAUAAAAAAGAGAGAGAGACUGAGAUAAUUCCUGUUCAGUCUCUCAACCUGCUGCUGAAGAGUAUUGGAGCUACACUCACUGAUGCUCAGGAUGUCCUCUUCAAGCUUGGCUUCUUUGAGUUGAGGUAUCAGUUUUGCACCACCCAACAGCUGCAGUGGGAGGUGAUCCGGCAUUACUCCAAACAGGCUAUCAGGCAGAUGUAUGCUCUGGUUUUGGGUUUAGAUGUCAUUGGGAAUCCAUAUUUACUGAUCCGUGGUCUGUCUGAAGGAGUUGAGGCCUUCUUUUAUGAGCCAUAUCAGGGUGCUAUACAGGGACCAGAAGAGUUUGUGGAGGGGAUGGCACUUGGUGUGAAGGCUCUGGUUGGAGGGGCUGUUGGUGGUCUGGCAGGCGCGGCUUCUCGAAUCACAGGAGCGAUGGCUAAAGGUGUAGCUGCCAUGACCAUGGAUGAGGAGUAUCAGCAGAAGAGAAGAGAGGCCAUGAACAAACAGCCCAGUGGGCUGAGAGAAGGGCUGACGCGGGGAGGGAAAGGCCUUGUGUCUGGGUUUGUGAGUGGCAUCACCGGUAUUGUGACCAAACCCAUUAAAGGAGCUCAGAAGGAAGGAGCCGCUGGUUUCUUUAAGGGUGUUGGAAAGGGUUUGGUCGGAGCUCUGACCAGACCAACAGGGGGCAUCAUUGACAUGGCCAGCAGCACCUUUCAAGGCAUCAAACGAGCUGCAGAGACUACUCAGGAUGUGACAAGUUUGCGUCCACCUCGCUUCAUUCAUGAGGACGGAGUCAUUCGGCCAUAUAAGGAGAGAGAGGGCAUUGGCAGCCAGAUGCUACAGAGUGUUGAAAAUGGACGGUUUGCCAAAUACAGAUACUUUGCUCAUGCUAAGGUGAACGAAUCUGAUUUCCUGAUGAUCACAAAAAGGGGAAUUUUUUUUGUGACUAAGGGCACAUUUGGGCAGCUGACGUGUGAGUGGCAGUAUCUCUUUGACGAGUUUACCAAAGAGCCCAUGGUUGUGGAGGGCAGAAGAUUACGAAUAGAAGCAAAGGAAAGAGUUAAAUCAGUGUUUCACGCCAAAGAGUUUGGGAAGAUCAUCAACUUCAGAACUCCUGAAUUAGCAAAGUGGGUUCUUGCCAAGCUUGAAGAUGCCAGGGAAAGUUUACCGAAAUAACCUUUGCCUGGAUGGUUAGAACGAUAUACAAUGCUCCUGUGCACUGGUGUAUGCCUUUAUGCAACAGUCAUUCACUUCACACUGAAUACCACAGCAGUAAAAUGACUGUUAGACUGCGUACUUUUCCAUUACCACUCGUGGUCUUUAAUCUGUAGAAUCGCUUAUUUGCAUGAACACCAAAACUCAUUUACAUGUUACGCCCUUUACAGUGGGCCUCUACAAACAGAUCAAUGACUCUAACCAUGUCUCUUAAAGGAUCAGUUCACCCUAAAAUAAAAAUUCUGUCAUCAUUUUCUCACCCUCAAGGCGUUCCAAACCUGUAUGACCUCAUUUUGUUUUUCUGUGGAAGAAAUGUUGAAGACUGUUUGCGCUCCCGCCAUACAACGAGAGUGGAUAAGGAGGUUGUCAGUCCCUAACAUCUACUUUUCAAGACAGUCAUAUGGGUUUGGAACAACAUGAGGGUGAGUAAAUGAUGACAGAAAUGCAUUUUUGGGAGUACUAUCCUUUUAACCAAAUGUCUUGAAGUCACAGUAAACAAGUCUAAAUUAAGGUGUCAUUUUAUAAAUGUAUUAAUAAAGACCAAUACACUGUACAGCUAUGUAUUUUAUUUGUCAUUACAAAAUAGGGAACAUGUUUGUGGCAUUUAAAAAUAAUGACCAGGAAAAACAAAUCUCUUAUGUUUAACAGAGCAGGGAUAUUUAUUUUACAUGUGGUAUUUGCAUGAAACAUUAUUUUGUUUCUGUGUCUAUAUUUAUUUAACAUCUAAAGCUUUGUUUUAGUACUACAGCAAAUACUCAAUGGCUUUCGAAAUGCUUUCUGAGUCACUAUGCAGCCAGUAUUGACACACCUCAUUGCUUUACUGAAAAAAGGCGUUAACAAUGUAAAUACGCAACUGUUUAUUUGUAACUCUGUUGCUGUCCUUUUUCUUAAAUAUUAAUCAAUGAAAUCUUAAAGGGCAAAAGGAUAUCAUGAUAAUAAUUGCAUCAUUCAUGUAAUUUUUAACUGUAAAU